Drosophila ficusphila is the source of this 1517-nucleotide messenger RNA. RefSeq lists its product as uncharacterized. The record is from RefSeq and is a predicted model, not a curated record. NCBI's taxonomy places the organism in Eukaryota, Metazoa, Arthropoda, Insecta, Diptera, Drosophilidae.
AGGGAACGCACACAGUCGAUCUCCCAGAAAAACGCGACAAACUAAACGAUACACUAAAAAAAAAAAUCCGACCGAACGUGCACUUACGAUUGCCAAAAAAAAAUCAGUGAACUCUAUUUUUUUGCUGUUGAAAAAUAUCUGUGCCCAAAUCAAAAACCCUAUUGAAUAAGCACCCACUACACAAUCCAGAAAUAACUCAAAAGGAGUAUUCCGAGUCGAAGUCCGAGACAAAGAAGAUGCUCAAGUGGGCCGUCAACCAGCCGAGACCCUCGUACUUGGCCAAGGAUGAGGCGAUGGCCGCCAGUGAGCCACCAGUGGGUGCCAGCUACAGCGAGUUCCACGCCCUGCGGGGAAAGCUGAAGAGGAAGUCCCUUGGCUUGGCCCACGGCAAGGAGAACCAGCUGACCUCCACUCCGCUGCCCGCCACUACCAGCUCCUUGACCCUCAACACCCGCACGCCUCUCCUGAAGGACCUCAGCAACAUCCUGGCCACGCCUUCCCCUUCAGUUGGCGGAGCUAAUAGAGGAUCCAAUGGAGUAGCCAAUGGAGGAACCAAUGGAGGAACCAAUGGAGGAGCAGCAGCUCCCCUCAAGUUCGCCUGCACACUGCCCACCUUCGAGGCGGAGUACUCCCCGAAUGCCGCAGUCAUUCCUGGUUCCCUGAUCGCCCUUCGCGGAGUGGGCAUCCCGGAUAGCUACUUCGAGAAGCCGCGCUACCUGGAGCAGAAGCCCCUCCCUCAUCCGCAUCCUCAUCCGCAUCCCCAUUCGCAUCCAGCUGCUCCGGAAAGCGGGCAGACGACACUCAGCUCCAGCCAGAUGGGCGAUGUGACUCUGGAGCGGAUGAUCGACGCGAUCCUCGAGAGCAACCGCAAGGGGCCGCAUCCCCGCCAGCCGAGGCAGCAUCUCCGCCAGCGGCACAGGCAGCAGAUCCUGCGCACCAGCCACACCCACAGCCAUGUCCAGACCCACUCUCCAACCUACAGACCUGCAUUUGAUCCUGCCAGCGAUCUCUGCGAGUACUGGAAGUCGCCCUCGCGAAGGGACUCCCUGCCAGCGGAUCACUUCGAGGAGCGGGAGGUGCGCUCCCCCGCCCCCCUGCCACACCCAAUGCCACUCCCACUCGGAGUGCACUCCAACGGGAAGCGGAUCUCGCUGCAGCUGCGCAGGCAGCGGGUGGUGCGGCGCAAGCGGAAGAUCGCCACCAAGAUCUCCUCCAGCGUGCGGCAGUCGGCGCAGAAGCUCCUGGCGGCGGCGGCGGCGAGAUCGGGAGGAGUUCCUCCCGAGAAGAUUCGCCACAUCAGUCCGGACAGUGGACACAACUCGACCAGCGAUUGCGAGCUGGAGGAGGAGCACUGCCAGCGGAAUCGAGGGGGAUUACUGGGUGGCGAGGAGUUGGAGGAGGCCUGCCAACUGGACGCCAUGUGGCUGCAGUCGCAGGUCAGAGAUGCCACCAAAAGACGCCUCAGCUUUUCCCUGGCGGAUCACAGCUAAUCCUUAAAGAUAUUCCUAUUUUAUUUU